UACACACACAAUACACACAAACUGCCCCUCUACGUAGACUUCUAGAUUUUUCAAAAGCUCAAGCGCAAAAGCUUUAUUACAUCCAUCUAUUCAAAAUGAACUCGUCGAUUCUACUCAGCGAUCGGAUCGCGCGGAAGCCUGUAAAUAAGCCUAACGUUAAUUUAUUUCGAGAUCGGCGAUUUUUUGAGUCUUCUAACAGUACUAACACGGCGUCGUUUUAUGUACAGAGUUUGUUACAGAAUUACGGUUGUUUUAAAAACAGUGGCGUGGUGGCGCGUUUGUUGUAUAAUAGCGGCGGCGAUUGGGUGGAUUUUGAGGGGAGUGUGGUGGAGAUGGUUAGGGAUUGUUUUGUAAAGAAGAGCGGUGUGGUGGAGGUGGAGAUUGGGGGAGUGUUGUGUUUGUUUGAUUUUUAUAGGAUGUUGGUUUGUGAUUUUGAGGGGGAGUUUGAGGUGUCGGUUGGGUGGAUUGAUGUGGAGGGGAGGAGUUGGUUUCCCAAGUUUGUUGUUGGGGGAGAUUUUGAGUUUUCGGGUUUUCGAGAGAGGGAGGAUGUGAAUUUGGGGGAUUUGGGGAGGUUAGGGAAGUUAGAGAUUGAAAUUAGAGUUAGUGGUGGUGAUGUUGUGAAUAAGGGGGAUGGAAUUAGGGUUAGUGGUGGUGAAUUGGUGAAUAAGGGGGAUGGAAUUAGAGUUGGUGGCGGUGAAUUGUCGAAUAAGGGGAAUGAAAUUAGGGUUGGUAGCGGUGAAUUGGUGAAUAAGGGGAAUGAAGUUAGGGCGAGUGUUGGUGAUUUGUUGAAUAAGGGGAAUGGAAUUAGGGUUAGUGGUGGUAAAUUGUUGAAUAAGGGGGAUGGGAUUAGGGUUAAUGGUGGGGGAUUGUGGAAUAAGAGAAAGAGAGAGGGGGGAGAUGUGGUGGAAGAAGAGGUGAAGAGUGUGGGGAGUUGUACAGAUGAGGAUGGGAUAAAGAGGAGGAGGGAGGGGGUUUGUGAGGAAAUGGAGUCGAGGAGGUGGAAUAGGGUUAAAGUUAUGGGAGAGGGAGGGAAGGCGGGUAUGGUUGUGAGGAAUUUGUUUUUGAAUUGGGGUGGGAUUAAGGGGAUUGGAGCCGAGAUUACUGGGGUUCAUCAGGUUACCAGGACUGCACCGUUGGAUAGAGCGCGGUAUGAGGGGUUUCUGAAUCAGGUGGAGAUGACGAAGGCUGCUAGAGGUGAGGCCAAUGUGACAUUUGCUUGGAUUAAGUGUUCGAGUGAGGGUGUGCAGAGGAUUUUGAGUUACGGGUUUAGCAGUCCCGAGAAGGCUUCUCUAGGAGAAGCUUUUGGGGUUGGUAUAUACUUGUCCCCGAUUAAAUCAUCCCGGGUUAGUGUAAUGCCGCCUGACAUAGGCGAAAAUCAUGUAAUAUUGUGCCGGCUUAUAUUGGGCAAGUGUGAGAAGGUUCAAGCAGGUUCCCAGCAGUUAUAUCCAUCAAGUCCGGAAUUUGAUACAGGUGUUGAUGAUGUUAGUAACCCUAAAUGGUAUAUAGUGUGGGGUGCUAAUAUGAACACUCACAUUCUUCCGGAGUGCAUUGUGAGCUACAAGCAUAACAUUGAUGUUUUAGGCCAAUUGUCCACAACACCCCGGGUGGGCCAAUCAUCUGCAAAACUGAACUUGAUGUGGCUGCCGAAAGUGUCUAAUGCAAUGACUGCAAAAUUCUUUGCGAAUCUGAUACGUUCACUUCCUUCCUCCAAAGUACCAGAGUUGCAAGCAUUGUGCUGUACUUACAAGGCGGGAAAAGUGCCAAAAGGCAUCUUCAUGAAAAAACUGCGAUCAGUUGUAGGGGAUCAAAUGUUGCGCACUGCAAUCCAGGAGGUCCGGGGGUGAUCAUGAAGUUGUGGAAACUAUCACUUGGUGUUGGGAUUUGGAAGGAUUUAAAACUAGUAUGUCUUUAAAUUGACACAUAAACGCAGCCUACAAAAAUGCUGAAGGAGAAAAUAUCACAUAUGUUACUAGAAAUUAGGGAACAGAUUUAUUUAUGUAGUUUCGAUGACCAAGUGGAUAUUUAUUAUUUUAAUGUAAGGCUAGUUAAUGGUUUA
Molecule: messenger RNA, 2056 nt
Organism: Daucus carota subsp. sativus
Lineage: Eukaryota; Viridiplantae; Streptophyta; Magnoliopsida; Apiales; Apiaceae
Product: inactive poly [ADP-ribose] polymerase RCD1
Exons: 4
Coding region: 96-1844 (582 amino acids)
Molecular function (GO): NAD+ poly-ADP-ribosyltransferase activity
Source: RefSeq, a predicted model, not a curated record